CGAGCUGGGACGCCGCUCGGUGCAGCGGCUGUUCCGACGGCGCGCGAGUGGGCAAGGCGAGGGCGGCGACGGGGCGAGGCACGUGGUGGGCGCCGCCCUCCCGGUGACUCUCCCCGUCCUCGUGCGGGGAAGGGGGAGGAGGAAGGAGCCGGCAGCCGCAGCCGCAGCCCAGCAAGCCAUCUCCCCAGGAAGGUUCGACGGCGGCGCGGCGGCUACCUGGCCUCCUCCCGCCUCGCAUACACGAGGCGCGUCCACGCAGCCGGCGGAAGGCGGGAGGCGGGCGCGGCUCGCUUGGGCACAGCUGCCGCACCGGCUCUUUCGGCACAAGCGGAGAGCGAGGCAGGCAGGCGCCCCAGCAGCCCGCGAAAGCCGGCGGUGAAUGAUCCCGGCUCUCGGAGGCAGCUACGUGGUAGAAAACGGGGGACGCCAUGGAGGUCAAUGCAGGUGGUGUGAUUGCUUACAUCAGCUCUUCAAGUUCAGCCUCUAGCCCUGCCUCAUGCCACAGCGAGGGAUCGGAGAGCAGCUUCCUGUCCUCGUCACCUGUACCGCAGUCACCAAACAGCUCCUCUUCAGACGGCAGCUCUAGCGGCAAGAGCAAAGAGGGCUCUGAUGGAGUACCAAAGAAUGAGCAGUUAGAUGACCGUGUUAAGGCCAGCCAGCCAAGUGUAACUGCAUUGGCCAAGGGUCAUGGUGGACUUACAAAAUUUAAUGGCAUGGUCCUGCUGUGUAAAGUCUGUGGAGAUGUUGCUUCAGGAUUCCACUAUGGGGUCCAUGCCUGUGAGGGGUGCAAGGGCUUUUUCAGAAGAAGCAUCCAGCAGAAUAUCAAAUACAAGAAGUGCCUGAAGAAUAAUAACUGCUCUAUAAUGAGAAUGAAUAGGAACAGGUGCCAGCAGUGCCGGUUCAAAAAAUGUUUGUCGGUUGGGAUGUCAAGAGAUGCCGUUCGAUUUGGCCGGAUUCCUAAACGUGAGAAGCAGAGGAUGUUGAUCGAGAUGCAAAGCGCCAUGAAAACCAUGAUGAACACCCAGUUCAGCGAUCAUUUGUCCAGCGAAGCCUCGAAAGAGAGCCAAGAACCUUUGCUUCUGCUGCCUCAAGAAGAGCUGAGCGCCAAACGGCAAGAAGAGCAGAAAAACGCUGGCGGCUGUUCUUCUUCUUCUCCUUCUCCUGCUCUCCUCCUCCCCCCUCCUCCCCCUCCCCCCUCUGACAUUGCUAAGGAAGAAGUGAUUGGCAUGGUGACCAGAGCCCACAAAGAUACCUUUAUGUACAACCAGGAGCAACCCGAAAACCCUCACACUCCUGGGCAGCCCCAGAAUAUGCAGAGAAACCUAAAAUACAGUGGUGGUAGCGAAACCAAUAAUAGUGGCAUAAGCUGCGCCCACCAUGGUGGGAAUGAACAACAUUUCAUUGGACAACACAAAGGGCGAAACAACAUGCAUUAUCCAAAUGGGCGUAGUAACCUUUGCUUUACAAACAGCCAUUCGGUGAACAUUGCUAAUGGCGCCGCCUCAAAAAGUUGCAAUGGUAGGCCUGAAAGUGGCUUUCCUCACCAUGUGUCUAUGAAUUCCUACCCCUGCAAGCCCGGAGAAAGGAUGCACCUGGUUUGCCCAAUGAACAAGACUCCUUUUGUGGACCCAAAUAAGUCUGGUCAUGAAGUCUGGGAAGAAUUUUCCAUGAGCUUUACUCCUGCUGUGAAGGAAGUGGUGGAGUUUGCCAAACGUGUCCCAGGCUUCCGAGACCUUUCGCAGCAUGACCAAGUAAACCUUCUGAAGGCUGGAACUUUUGAGGUUUUAAUGGUACGAUUUGCAUCCUUAUUUGAUGCAAAGGAUCGCACUGUCACUUUUCUCAGUGGAAAGAAAUACAGUGUGGACGAUCUGCGUUCCAUGGGAGCUGGUGAUCUGCUCAACUCCAUGUUUGAGUUUAGUGAGAAACUAAAUGCCCUGAACCUUAGUGAUGAAGAAAUGAGCUUGUUUACAGCUGUGGUCCUUGUGUCUGCUGAACGAUCGGGAAUAGAAAAUGUCAACUCGGUGGAAGCGUUGCAAGAAACACUAAUCCGCGUGCUUAGGACCUUAAUCACAAAAAACCAUCCGAACGAAGCCUCUAUAUUUACAAAACUACUCUUGAAGUUGCCUGACUUGCGUUCCUUAAACAACAUGCACUCUGAGGAACUCCUGGCCUUUAAAGUUCACCCAUAGGCAUUUACCUCUUUUGUUUAUAGAAUGGACUUGCUUCCUGUCAAUUAACUGUGGUUAUUUCAUGCUAUAAAAUGUUUAUUUAUGUUUGUUUGUUUGUUUGUUUGUUUGUUUGUAUGUAUGUACCUUUUGUGGAGAAGAAGAACUUGCUGUCUGCUGUUCUGUUGCCAUGCAAUAACAACCUUUCGGGUUGACCAUUUUUUCCGUCAGUGACAACAUGGCCACAGAUUUCUUCAUGAUUAUCCAAAAACAGCCCCAUUUGCACUAAAAGUGAAGAGGUUACACUCAAUCUUACGGAUAUUGACUGUUAAUUACUGCACCCUUACAGUAAAGACC
Molecule: messenger RNA, 2522 nt
Organism: Podarcis raffonei (Aeolian wall lizard)
Lineage: Eukaryota; Metazoa; Chordata; Lepidosauria; Squamata; Lacertidae
Gene: NR1D2
Product: nuclear receptor subfamily 1 group D member 2
Exons: 8
Coding region: 429-2189 (586 amino acids)
Biological process (GO): positive regulation of transcription by RNA polymerase II; cell differentiation; negative regulation of transcription by RNA polymerase II
Cellular component (GO): nucleus
Molecular function (GO): zinc ion binding; nuclear receptor activity; RNA polymerase II cis-regulatory region sequence-specific DNA binding
Source: RefSeq, a predicted model, not a curated record